This is a messenger RNA of Panonychus citri (citrus red mite), 1029 nucleotides long. Its product is annotated as Krueppel-like factor 3. Bases 1 to 468 code for a protein of 155 amino acids. NCBI's taxonomy places the organism in Eukaryota, Metazoa, Arthropoda, Arachnida, Trombidiformes, Tetranychidae. Gene Ontology annotation, biological process: regulation of transcription by RNA polymerase II. Gene Ontology annotation, molecular function: DNA-binding transcription factor activity, RNA polymerase II-specific; RNA polymerase II cis-regulatory region sequence-specific DNA binding. The transcript has 3 exons. The record is from RefSeq and is a predicted model, not a curated record.
AUGACUCCAGAAGAUUCGGACAACGAAUGUAUUCUUGAUCUUACACUACCCGUUAGGAUACGUGCUCCUGGUCCAUUAAAAUUAAAUUACAAGGAAUCUGUCAUCAAAAGAUACUGCAAGUGGCAAAUUAAUCGUUCACCUUCAGCAUCUUAUGAACCAUCAUUAUCAAGUUCCUCAUCUGAUUGUCACAUAGAAAGCCUAAGGAGACGUAAAGUGCAUAAAUGUGAUUUUGAUGGGUGUGAAAAAGUGUAUACCAAAAGCUCACAUCUAAAAGCACAUAAAAGGACUCACACAGGUGAAAAGCCAUAUACAUGUAAUUGGGAGGGUUGUACAUGGAAGUUUGCACGUUCAGAUGAAUUAACACGCCAUUAUCGAAAACACACCGGACAGAAACCAUUCAAGUGUCAAUUGUGUCAACGGUCUUUUUCACGCUCAGAUCACCUAUCGCUUCAUAUGAAAAGACAUUAAGACGCAACAAGAUCAACACAAAAAUCUAUAUAUUAUUAUUAUUAUUAUUAUAUUAUAAUUUUUAUUUAAGUUAAACUCAACCAAUUAACACAACAACAACAACCACAACAAACAAGGAACAAAGAAAAUCUCUCUACAAUUGAAACAACAAUCCAAUCAAUUGUGAUUGAAGAUCAUAAAAGUUUCAAAUCAACAAAUAACAACAACAUCAUCAUCAAUUUCCAUUGGCCAACGUAUCAAUUGAUUCUUAUAAAUAUAUAUAUAUAAUUAGCACAAUAAUUGAUAUAAUUCAUUGAUUUUAGAUUCCUGAAUUUGUCUUAUUAUAUUAUCAGGGAGAAAAAUUAACGAUUUAUAUUUUAUUGUUAAAUUGUAUAAUCAAAUGUUGUCUAUCUCUCUCUCUCUCUCUCUCUCCUUCUCUCUAUCUCACUCGUUUUUUUUGUCAACAAUCAAAUUGUUAUUAUAUCGUUUUCAACACCAAUUGACAAAAAUUAACAUGCUUUUUAUAUAAAUUACUAUAAAUAUUAUAUAAAAAUGAUUACAAGUUUAUAUAUUUGAUCAAAA